This is a messenger RNA of Durio zibethinus, 448 nucleotides long. The record is from RefSeq and is a predicted model, not a curated record. Lineage: Eukaryota; Viridiplantae; Streptophyta; Magnoliopsida; Malvales; Malvaceae.
UGAAUCUAUAUAUCACUUCUUUGGCAAGGUAUCCAAAUGUAAAUCCAUGCAAGUUUAAUAGAGAAAAAAAAUGAGAGUAUACCCGAGAAAGCAAUGUUUUCUUCUAUAUGUUGUUUGGAUAUGUACUUUGCUUGUUGCGACCGUUCAAACUCAGAAAGGAACUCCAGCAACUACAGAUCCUGAUGAAGUUCGAGCUUUGAAUUCACUUUUCCUUAAAUGGGGGAUUACUUUUGAAAACAAAUUAUGGAAUAUAAGCGGAGAGCCAUGCAGUGGAGCUGCCAUUGAUUCUACUACCUCUAUUGACACCUUGAAUACAGGGAUAAAAUGUGACUGUUCUUACAAUAGUAGCUCCACUUGCCACAUCAACCAAUUAACUAACGGAAUUGAUACAUUGUCUUUUUACUAAAAUGACAAGUGAAAAGUAAAAGCUUCUCGUUGAUGGGUGGAA